CCGCGGCAUCCGGCGGCGGGCGGAAGCGGCGGCGGGGCGGGGAGCCAUGGAGCGGGGAGGGGGAGCCGUGGAGCGGUGAGGGACCGAGCGCCGCGAUCGCCGAGUCGCCGACAUGGAGACGGUGCAGCUGCGGAACCCGCGCCGGCAGCUGAAGAAGUUGGAUGAAGACAGUUUAACCAAACAACCUGAAGAAGUGUUUGAUGUACUGGAGAAGCUUGGAGAAGGCUCCUAUGGCAGUGUGUUCAAAGCCAUUCAUAAAGAAACGGGUCAGGUUGUUGCAAUUAAACAAGUUCCUGUGGAAUCUGACCUGCAAGAAAUUAUAAAAGAAAUAUCCAUAAUGCAGCAAUGUGACAGUCCUCAUGUGGUGAAAUAUUAUGGCAGCUAUUUUAAGAACACGGACCUGUGGAUAGUGAUGGAAUACUGCGGCGCUGGAUCCGUGUCUGACAUUAUUCGGUUACGAAACAAAACUCUCACAGAGGAGGAAAUUGCUACAAUAGUGCAGUCGACACUGAAAGGACUCGAGUACCUGCAUUUUAUGAGGAAAAUACACAGGGACAUCAAAGCUGGAAAUAUAUUGCUAAACACAGAGGGACAUGCUAAACUUGCAGACUUUGGAGUGGCAGGACAGCUUACAGACACCAUGGCAAAGCGGAACACAGUUAUAGGGACCCCAUUUUGGAUGGCUCCAGAAGUGAUUCAGGAAAUUGGGUAUAAUUGUGUUGCAGACAUCUGGUCUCUGGGAAUCACUGCAAUAGAAAUGGCUGAAGGCAAGCCACCAUAUGCAGAUAUUCAUCCCAUGAGGGCGAUUUUCAUGAUUCCCACCAACCCCCCCCCAACGUUCCGCAAACCAGAGCUCUGGUCAGACAGUUUCACUGACUUUGUGAAACAGUGUCUUGUGAAGAGCCCGGAGCAACGUGCCACUGCAACACAACUGCUGCAGCAUCCAUUUGUUAAAAGUGCCAAAGGAGUCUCAAUCCUGCGAGACCUGAUUAACGAAGCGAUGGACAUCAAGCUGAAACGUCAGGAGGCUCAGCAGCGUGAACUGGAUCAAGAGGAUGAAGAAAACUCAGAGGAAGAUGAAACCGAUUCAGGCACCAUGGUGAGGGCAAGUGGAGAUGAAACUGGAACCAUAAGAGCUGUGAACACCAUGAGUGACGGAGCCAACACCAUGAUAGAACACGAUGGCACCUUGGAGUCCCAGCUGGGUACCAUGGUCAUAAACACGGAAGAGGAAGAGGAGGAGGGCACCAUGAAAAGGAGGGAUGAAACCAUGCAGCCAGCCAAACCAUCAUUCCUUGAAUAUUUUGAGCAGAAGGAGAAGGAGAAUCAAAUCAAUAGCUUCGGGAAGAAUGUGUCUGGCCAGACAAAAAAUUCAUCUGAUUGGAAAGUACCACAGGAUGGAGACUACGAAUUUCUGAAGACAUGGAGUGUGGAUGAGCUCCAGAGGAGGCUCUCGGCCCUGGACCCCAUGAUGGAGCAGGAGAUUGAGGAGAUCCGGCAGAAGUACCAGUCCAAGCGGCAGCCGAUCCUCGACGCCAUCGAAGCCAAGAAGCGGCGGCAGCAGAACUUCUGAGCCACGGGGGGUAGAAUGUUCUUCCAGCCCCAAACAAUCAGCUCCUUGCUUUUGUGACUACUGAACAGAUUGAUUUCUAUUGAAAUACGCUAGCGAAAUAGAGGGCAAUACUUCUGCUCGUUUAUUUUUCCAUAGCACCUUUGUGAACUCAGGAAUGCCGUGACCUGGAGGAUCCUGGGGGUUGUGUUUUCAUGUUAGACAGGUAUUUAACACGUUAUUGCAAAGGAGUUCUGUUACUGUUUUUUAGGAGGAUUGUUUUUAAACCAGAGGAACAGAUAGGAAUAGGCUAAUGAAAGUUGGCUCACUCUCUUUUCAGCUGAACUUUCAAGAGUCCAUUUUGGUUUCAGUGAAUAUGGACUGUGGUAUUUAACGGCUGCAUCUUUUGUGGGUUUUUUGGUUUUGUUUUUCUUUGUGAAUGCACAGACUCAAUUUCAAGCUGUUAACUGUCUCUACUGUUAAGGUACUGAUAAGUUUUAGGUCACUGAAGAGAGCAGGUGAGAACUUGUACAAACUGUUCCAGCCUUUUGAAAGAAACUUAAAUCUCAGUUUUUAAAAGGCCUGUAAUAAGCCCCAUGCCUUACACUGUGUGCUUUAAGCAAGUGUGGUUUUCUCCAGACCUCAGUUUUGUCCUCUUUUUGUGUCCUGUAUGAAUUUAUAUGAGUAGAUAAAGCAUGUUGUGCCUCCAUAAGAAAUUACGUUCUGUCAUUUAAAAUCCACACCCAUUUAAAACCAAAAGCCAGUCAGUGAUCUGAUUCCCCUUUGUCUGUCUGUCUGGAGAUGUCCUUCAGGGAGACUCUGCUGACAAUGGAGUGCUGAGGAAAGGAAACAGCACUUGAAUGGGUGGAAGGAAUAAUCUCAGGAACUGGGUACUUCAGCUGUGUCUGAGAGGACUUAAAAAAUCUCCACAGCUUGUGAAAUAUUUUAUAGGCUUCAUUUCAAAUUUACAUCUUUAGACACUUGAAUAAAAACUUGGUUUCACAAUCCUUCACAUUUCUGCAAGGUUUAGCACAUCAGGAGAGUUGAACUGGAAGUAAAGACUGUUGAAUUAACAAAGAUGUGCAUUUAUGGUGGUUGAGCAAAGGCGGAGGUGAUCUGGAUGAGAAGACAACUACUGAUGUCCUGCUGGAAGAGGUUCAGUCUCUUCCAGUUUCUCUGGAUGCUCCUGUGUUGGUAGGUUGUAUUUUUUUUCAUUUCCCUGCUGUUCUUGCCCAGUAAAGGUCAAUCAGUGGCGAUGCCCCAGCGUGUACAAUCGCUGUGAGGAUGGUGCAAUCAGCUCACACCAGAGAGGGGAGAGGAAAACAGAAGCAAAGAGCCUCUUUGCAGGGCAAAGACUGAGCAGUGCCUCUGCCCUGUGGGCUGUGACAGCAGAGCCGUGUAGCUUUAGGUGUUCCCAGUAUAUGAUGAAUUGUUUGGACAGAGCAAGUAUUUCUACCAAUUUAUUUUCAUUUUGCUCUGAUAGAGGGAACAGUUUCCCUGUCGAUCUUCUGAAACAGGCCUUGGUACAUCACCUAGAUAAUAAAACAGCAGUGUCUCCUGGAUCAAGUGCUGCGAGAGAGGUGAAGCACUCAUUUCAUGCCUUUGUGGGGUCUUGUUUUCCCCUUAGAGCAGACUCUUGGCUAUGCUAACAGGUCUGCUCCAUAGCUGUGAAAGGAACCAAGCCAUUCUUACCCUCUGCAGCUCUGGUUGCAUCAGUUUGUCUCUGUUUGACGUGCAUUGGGGUCACGGCAGUUUUGGAGAUCAGCAAGCUGUCCCUAAGGAAAAGGGAGAGGCAGUAAGCAGUGUAUGUAGGGGGCUGAAGGAGGAGUACAUCCUGGGAUAACCAGCAAUUUGAUAGCCUCAGGUACUGGGAAACAUCAGGGCUCAUACCGUGCUCGUUGGAAUCUGUGCAAUACUCUUUGCCCUGAUCUUGUCUUUGUUAUGAGAGCAUCCUUGAGCAUCCUUAUCCGUGAGCAUCCUUUGCAUCAAAGAAACUCCCCCAACUUAGGAGGGAGUUCUCUGCUCAGUACUGGAUCUUGUAUUAGUCACUGGGAUGGAUCUGGCCCAGCACCUCUGGUGUGAUGGACACACAGACAUGGUAAACUGUGCACUGCCUGUGUGUGGCGUGGAUCAAACGGGCUCUGCCGGGAGGAGUUUUACUUCUGCACUGUGUAGGUAACUUUGUAGUGAUCAGAGGGCAUUAGAACCCCCAAGUUUUAGGUGAAACACCAUGGGGUGGUGUCUAUUUACAGAAUAUGCAACCUGUGACUGCUGUAACUGAAUGUAAGCACUCUUGAAAUGCUCUGCUUUGCUGAUGCAAUUGUCUUAAAAUAUAGCAAAUGAACCAAAAUAAGUAAAACUGGUCCAAUGGCUUAACUGUCUUUGAACCUUUCUUAAAUGCUUGCAUUGGCUGAGACUUAAUGAUGUUUCUUGCACUUAGAGCUGUAAUGCAGAGGAAUUAUUUUCUCUUCACUGAUUUUCAAUCUGUUAGAGAAAAUAUUUCCCUUUUUUGGUCCCUUUGUAGAGGGUCUGGAAGGAUGGGACCUGUUCACUCCUCAGAGUGAACUCUUAGCACUCCAGACUAAGACCAAGGCUGGUGUCAUAAGGGAAGGCUGUUCUGACAAAGUUUUUAAGCAAAAAAACUUGUUUAAUUGUGAAGCUGCAUUUGCGUGCUCCUUGGAUCCAUCUGCAUUGCUGAAAGGGUUCUGGACAAACUGUUCUCUUUGCUUCUAAAACCCAGAGAUACUGAUGAUGUCAGUCAUGCGAGACUUACAAAUGUGAAGUUUGUAGCUUUAACUUUUUUGUAACAAAGAAAUUAGCGACACUGGCAUAAACUGCUGACUUGAAAUGCUAUUUUGUAAGAUCUGGCUGUUUGUAUAUAAUAGUGUUGGGUCUUUAGUUUGUAUAUGUAUGAAACAGUAACUUUUAUUGCAUUCCUCUCAGUUUGAUACAGGAGAUUUUAUUUGAUCUUUCUCAAAUAUCUUGCCUUAUUUGUUCAAAGGGGCAAAUAAACUGUCCCUACCUGAAAGCAUCAGGUAGUGUCGUGA
Molecule: messenger RNA, 4596 nt
Organism: Corapipo altera (White-ruffed manakin)
Lineage: Eukaryota; Metazoa; Chordata; Aves; Passeriformes; Pipridae
Gene: STK4
Product: serine/threonine kinase 4
Exons: 11
Coding region: 113-1573 (486 amino acids)
Biological process (GO): protein tetramerization; intracellular signal transduction; regulation of MAPK cascade
Cellular component (GO): cytoplasm
Molecular function (GO): ATP binding; protein serine/threonine kinase activity
Source: RefSeq, a predicted model, not a curated record